This is a messenger RNA of Mytilinidion resinicola, 1278 nucleotides long. RefSeq lists its product as uncharacterized. The transcript has 2 exons. Bases 1 to 1278 code for a protein of 425 amino acids. The record is from RefSeq and is a predicted model, not a curated record. NCBI's taxonomy places the organism in Eukaryota, Fungi, Ascomycota, Dothideomycetes, Mytilinidiales, Mytilinidiaceae.
AUGGCUUCUUUUAGCGGCUUCGACUUCAAUGACUUGACCACCACCGCCGACCAGCCGCCGCCCCCCUCUGCCCCUCCUACCUCAGAGAUUCGCGAGCUCCAGGCCAGGCUGGACUUCAAGUCGGUCACUGCGUUCAUGCAAGUUGGCAAGUUCUGGGGCAAGUACGAAGAGGUAUUGCCCAGCGAUAAGGCUUCGGCUACUUCUGGUCCUACUGUUUCCGCUGCGACUCCGUCUGCUUCCGCUACUUCUGCAUUGAAUGCCUCUCCUGCAACACCAACACCUGUUACACCCGCCAUGGACCCUACUAAAGAGAACCGUACGUGCAAGGGAAAUCUCUCGAAGAUGCACCGCUUGCAGUGCCUCCAUUACAUUUGGACUUCCUCGGUUAGUGCUUGUGCCCCGAACUGCUUGGGUGGUCAGCACCCAACUCCCCUUCCCGCCAGCAUCCAAGGGCCGCAUUUCGGCUGUCAACUGUGCCUCCGUGCAGCACAGGCCAAAGACCCCGCGCUCCGUAAGCCUGGAAACCACUGGGUUGACCUGCUGUUGGAAGAUAAUCUUGAGCGGGAUUCUAGUCCACUCACUGGCCUCCGAGCUUGCCAGAUCGUGUUCAUGGCGAAAGACGGCACGUUAAUUCCAGCCAUGGAGCCGAUCGACUCGGCCCUGAUUCGCGCUCUGAUGAGCUUUCGCUUCAAGAUCAAGCAGCGACCGGACCUUGAUUUCAGGCCUGCCCUCCCAGGCCCAUCUGGGGUCGAUGCCUCCGGAUUUGACUACAGUAAGGUACCGAAGGGUCCUGGCGGUGGCAAGCUGAGCAAAGCAGACAAGAAGAAGAUCGUCCAGGAGGCGAGAAAUGCAGACCGUGGUGGCAGAGAGAAGCGAGGACAGCCCUCGGGUAGAGGCCAGCCAUUGGGCAGAGGCCAGCAAUCGACCAGAGGCAGAGGAGAAGCAAGGGAGUCGAGCUCUACAGCUGACGUCGGACUGGAUUACGGAGAAGAAGCACUCGGGGCGUCCGUAGCUGGUAUCCGGUCGGAGGAAGAGACGAGAGCUCGUCGCGACAAACGAGAACGCCAGAAAUUGGAAAAAGAACGGAAGAAGGCAGCGCAGGAGGCGACGAAGAUGAGGCAGAAGGCUGAGGAGGGGGCCAACAGAAAGCAGGCAGACGAAGUCUCUACGAAAAGCAGGGAGGAGGCUGAAGAGGGCGAGGUAAUGGAGAAUGAUGAGGAGACGGCGAAGAAACUCCAGGAGGCUGAGGAGGGCUUGGAUAAGAUGGCCCUGGAGUAG